Ruditapes philippinarum (Manila clam) is the source of this 3169-nucleotide messenger RNA. RefSeq lists its product as uncharacterized. Gene Ontology annotation, biological process: chaperone-mediated protein complex assembly; photoreceptor cell maintenance. The transcript has 8 exons. The record is from RefSeq and is a predicted model, not a curated record. Bases 80 to 3169 code for a protein of 1029 amino acids. NCBI's taxonomy places the organism in Eukaryota, Metazoa, Mollusca, Bivalvia, Venerida, Veneridae.
UUAGCACUCUUGGAUUGUAAACAACAACAACAACAACAACUCGAGAAGCUGCAACCCGAUUUACAGUAUUUUAAGAAAGAUGAGCGUCAGAAAACACCAUCAGUUGCAAAACAGGCUUUAUUUGGGUGAGCUUGUAAAAUCUUUCCUUGGACCAUCAAGAAGAAUAAAGUGUCUUGAAGAUGAUGGAGGCAACAGAUACUUUAGAUAUGCUUCCCUUUUAUUGGAACAUCUCGAUGUUGAGCAUCCAGUUUACCAGUAUAUUAUCAGUGUAUCUCAGGAGUUCAGGAAAAGAUUCUGUGCUGGAGCUGCUGAUGACCUUCUGUUCUACAUACAUUCCUGGUCAAGACUGGCUACACACCUACAUGAAAUGGGAAUUCCAUUAGAAGUUGUCACUAGAGAUAUGAGAGAAACUAUAGAUGAAUGUAUUGAACACAUUGACUAUGAAAAGAUGAAUGUUUCUGAGUGUAUAGAACAGUUUCAAUUUCAUCAUCACAAGUUAUCCUCUUGCAGUUACACUGACAUGAGGGAAGAUGUUAACAACGAUAGCAUUUUGAAUGACAAUGAAGAAAUUGAUCAAAAUAUAAAAGAAAUAUGUAUCACAGCUUGUAAGGAUGAUGUUAAUUUUGGGAAUAAAGCUGAGAUAGUAGAUGAAAAUCAUUUGGAAAUUGCUGUAGAAAUUGAAUCAAGUCACCACCAACACAUACAAUAUGUGGUUAAUGACAAUCUCGCAUGUGAUAUUGUCAGCAAAAUUAAAACUUCUUCUAAGAAUGAAGAACCAAUUAAUGUAAAUAAAGAUGGUAUAGAGUUUAUUCAUUUAGAGAUGAAAAACAUGGUACAAGAUGAAGAUUGUGAUGACACAUCUUGGUUUUUUGAUGGCAUUGAAGAUGAUGAGGAGAAAGGCAAUGGAAAGGUUGAUAGUGUGAUUGCUGAUCCAUGUGAAGGUUGUGUAGAUCAUGGCAAAAAAACAGGUGAUACUUACAACAAGAAAUAUAUAUCAGAUGGUGAGGAGAAUUCUGAUGACUCAGGGGCAAUUAUAACUGACAUCGAGAAUUUAAAGAGAGACAUAGAAAAUGAUAUUGAAAGAUUGACGAAAAGUAAACAGACAUUUUUAAAAGAAAAAGUGUGUGUAGCCGCUUUUAAUAUGAAUGAUGAUCAGACUGACAAUAAUGAAUUUGAUAGUUGUUUUGAUGAAUCUGAUUCUGAGUUUGAAGUUUGCUUUGAAAAUAAUCAAGAUUCAGGUAAUAGAAGAACUAACAUGGAUGCUAAUAAGUAUUCUAAAACCACAACUGAUUUUGAAGAGGAGAAUGAAUUUCAAACUGUAGCAUUUGAGUUUACUGACAUAAAAUUGAAGGAAAAUUUGAUAAAAGAAGAAAAAGAUGAUUUGUCUAAAAAUUUUGUCUAUAGUAAGCCUGAAGAAAAUUGUUCAAAAGUUAAUGAAAAGAAAGCAUCAACAUGUUCUUUUGACAUUGAAUUACAAACUUGUAGUAAGGAAUAUAGUAGGAUUAAAGAGAUAUUAGAACAAAGUUGUAUAAAUCAUGAUAUGGUAAGAGAGAAAGAAAAAUCAGUUGAACCUCAACUUUCAAGCAGUGGUACAAAGGAGUUUGUGGAAUCUAAAGAUGUACCACAAAAUGAUGAUAAAAAAGUUGUCAGUAAGAGUAGUUUUGAAAAAUUGAAUAAGUCAGUACUUAAUUCUUCCCAUUCAAAUGAUUUUCACCAGAAGAAACAGGACGAGAAUUCAUUUCAAAAAGAUGAAAUGCGGAAGAUAAAUUCUUUACUUGGUUCACUUGGAAGAGAAAAUAAGAAGGAUUCUUAUAAACUAAAUGUUUCUUCGUUGAAAUUUCAUAGUAGACAUUUCCAGGAAGAAGAAAUUGAAGAAUUAAACGAAAUGGAAAAUUAUAAGGUAGAGAGAAAUACAGGACAGUUAGAUAGUGUUGGAAACAACAAGAAUAUGGGCUUACCAGGUGGUGGAACCAAUUUAUCCAGGAAUGAAAACACUGUACCAAUGAAGCAAAAUUAUGAUUCUAGUUCUGAUAAGUUGUGUUCUGAUCAUAAACCAGCAUCACUGCCUGAUGAAGAUAUAGUUGCUAAUAUGAAACAAACUCCAGGAAAAUUAGAUCUUGAACGUGUUAACAGUAUGUUAAGAGAAAUAAACAAUAUAUCAAAACAAAAUAAAACUUGCGAUGAUCAAAGUAUUGAAACAAAAGUUUGUCCGUUUAAAAGUGGAAAUGAUUUAGAUAUUUCACAUUUUUCAAAUUCUAGUGCAAGCCAUGAAUACGAAUCAAAUGAUGACUAUCGAACAAUGCAUAGUAUCAAGCCGAAAUUGGAUGUUUCAAGUGUAGGAAAGGAUUUAGCAUUGAAGGAGUGUAAGACAAGGAGUAUUAGUAAGCCUAAUGUUUUCUUAAGAAGUAGACAUAUGAAUAUGGAAAGUGAGAUAAGUGGGACUAGCAAUGUUUUAGAUACAUGUGAAGUUAAUCAAAAUGAACCAAAGACUAACCGUAUGGAAGCAAAACAGAUUCCUGACUUUGAUAAUAGUGCUAUAGGGCAGUUAAUACAUAGUCAUAGUGAAGAAGCUGAAGAAUUGGAAGUAGAAGUGAGAAGCUUGGUUUGUGGUGUGAAUCAUGAUGGAGAUGAAAAUAUUAACAAAGCUGUAUGUGAUGUCAUUUUGAAGCAGAGCAAGGAAGGGAAACUCAGAUUGAACAUAGACUUUGUAGAUUGUCAUUCAAACAUUGGGGUAGGUAGAGGCUCACCUGAGGUUAUUGAUGGCGUUCUUGUACAAACAUCUGUAGAUAAUAUGAUGAUGUUGCAGAAAUUUCCUGAAAGACAGUAUAGAGCAUUGUUGGUUAAUGGAGACCUUACAAUGACAUUCAAGCACAAAGGAUACAAACCAAUGAAAACAAAGCAAUUUACAUCAGUAGACAGAUUUAAGUAUGGUAAAACUGAACUUCAAUGUUGGCUUGAGGAUAUUAUUGAUACUUUGAAAGAGCUCAGCAUUAAUAUGUUACUAGUGAAAGGCAACAUAUCUGAAGAUAUAAUGUGUUUUUGUGAACAACAUGAUAUAGUAACCAUGGAAACCGUCAGGUAUAAACAACUUAUUCAACUCAGUGAAGCAACAGAGACUGAUAUGGUAACAUACGUUACCUUAGCAACAGAGGUUAGUUUGGACAAUUAA